Messenger RNA from Sardina pilchardus (European sardine), 1787 nucleotides. Its product is annotated as cyclin-dependent kinase-like 3. Gene Ontology annotation, cellular component: cytoplasm; nucleus. Gene Ontology annotation, molecular function: protein serine/threonine kinase activity; ATP binding. Gene Ontology annotation, biological process: intracellular signal transduction; protein phosphorylation. Lineage: Eukaryota; Metazoa; Chordata; Actinopteri; Clupeiformes; Clupeidae. The transcript has 12 exons. The record is from RefSeq and is a predicted model, not a curated record. The coding region runs from base 116 to 1684 and encodes 522 amino acids.
UAGCGUUUAGAUAGAAUUUGCUUACAAUAUGGCGAGAGAGCAGUGGGAAUAUAUGCAGGAAAAAUAGCAACUUUUUUUCAGUGUUCAGUGGUGCGCAGGGAUAUCCAUAAAAAACAUGGAUAUGUACGAGAACCUCGGAAUAGUUGGUGAGGGAAGUUAUGGAACAGUAUUGAAAUGCAGACACAAAGAGACAGGGCACAUUGUGGCCAUCAAGAGAUUCAUUGAUAAGGAGGAGGACAAAACUAUGAAGAAAAUUAUCUUGAGAGAAAUCAAACUGUUGAGGCAAUUUCGCCAUGAAAAUCUUGUCAACAUGUUGGAAGUAUUCAGAUACAAGAAGCGCCUGUGUGUUGUUUUUGAGUUCAUUGAUCACAAUGUUUUGGAGGACCUGGAACGACAUCCUAAUGGUUUGGAGACUAGACGUCUCCGGAAGUUCAUUUUCCAGAUAUUGAGAGGAGUUGAUUAUCUUCACACCAGUAAUAUUAUUCAUAGAGACAUAAAGCCAGAGAAUGUGCUCGUGUCCAAUGCUGGCAUAGUCAAGGUCUGUGACUUUGGCUUUGCUCGGACACUGGCGCCGACUGGCGAGCCCCUCACUGAUUAUGUGGCCACCAGGUGGUAUCGAGCCCCUGAGCUACUUGUGGGGGACAAAAAUUACAGCAAGCCUGUGGAUGUCUGGGCUGUUGGCUGUUUGAUAAUAGAGAUGGCUACUAGCAAUGCCUUUCUGACAGGUUCAUCUGACCUAGAUCAGGUACACAAGAUCGUCUGCAAAGUGGGUCCUUUAACCCGCCAUCAACUGGACCUGUAUUUCAAGAAUCCAAUAUUUGCUGUGGCCAGGCUUCCUGAGGUUCAGGUGCCCAAAGAUCACAGAAAGAAAUUCUAUCAACUCCCAGUUACAUUGGCUGACUUGGUGGAUGCAUGUCUACAGAUAGAUCCGUCUGACAGGGCCACCUGUUCCAAACUGCUCAUUCAUCGAUACUUCACAAAAGACCAGUUCGGUGAAAGAUUCAUUCCAGAGUUACAGGCACUAGUUAUGAAGGAUGCCAAAUAUUACAACACUCAGUGGUGCCAUAGUGGGACUGUGGAGCAAACUGAGGAGCUGCCUGUGUGCUCAUCAUCUCACGCCAAGAGACGCGCCAGAGAAGCUGAAAGAGACAGACGAGGCAAAGAGGAAACGACCGAGCCCAAGCACUCCAGAGCCAGCCGGAGGCAUGGGAGGAUGGUGGUGGACAGCCCGGUCAUCCACACCACGGCCUCUUCUCCUGACAUGAUGCUUGAGAAAAGCGUCAUUCCCAUCACCUUCACCAUGCCCCGAAUCAGCCAGGGCAAUAACCUCUUAGGAGCAGCCCCAUCCAACAUGGAGGUCAACAAAACCCGGGCAAACAAGACGAAACGAAGAUCAAGUCCCUCCGAUAUGGCUCUGUUAAGUAGCCAGCAGGCUGAGGGGAAAACUCAGCUGCAAAAUGAUGGACUUGGACUGCAGGUUGAGAUGAUGGGCCUGACCAAGAAAAAAGUACGGACUGUCGGGGAUGUGCGUUUCCCUGAUCUUCCCAUAGUUGGUCACCAGAUGGAGAUAAAGAGCACAGACGUCAAAUCAGCAAAGCACUCGAGAAGAGAGCAGAAGAAAGGUGAUGACUCUAAAAUACCAACAUUAGUUCAGUUUGACUCUGACUUGGGAAAUAGGCCCUAAAAUAGGUGAUUUUCAAGUUAUGAUGGGACUGAGCAGACAGAAAAAGAGAAACUGAAUGCUUUAUUCAAAGGAAUUCUUAACAUGAAAUGAAAUACCUAUAAAA